UUUUUUUUUCAAAGACUCUUCUUUUACAAGAAUGAAGUUCGGCUCUUAUAGCCCUGUUACAUUGUCUAUUUUUGUUACUGUGUCUCUUUUGCGUGUUCUUCCUUCUUGCAGGUAUUUGACAUUUGAUGGAGCAGGUGAGGGAGUUGGUGGCGCGACGUCAGAGGCGAUGCUGGCACGGUAGAGGCUAGGGCGGCGGCAGAGGCUAAGGUAGCUUCAUUCCAGUCCACUGGAGCUUGUGUUGCUUCGAUCCACUCCACUGCACUUCAGAGAGAUCUGACUUGUAGCUUCAAUCUUCUUCACAGCAACUUCAGGGGGACGAGAUUCAUGGUUUUAGUCUAUUCCACUGCAACAUCAGGGAGAUAAGACCUGCUAUAAUAUAUUUAAUCUGACCUACUGCAGCUUCAGAGGUAUAGGAUUUAUCAUUUUAAUCCGCUCCACUGCAACUUCAGGGAGAUAGGAUUAGUAGCUUCAGUCUGCUCCAUGGCAACUUCAGAAAGAUAAGAUCUGUGGCUCUUCGAGGAAACAUUUGCUAUCUUUAGUCUGCUAUACUGCAACUUUAGUGAGAUAAGACUUGUUAUGGUGUAAUCCACUCUACUGCAACUUCAGAGAGAUAAGAUCUGUGGCUCUUCGAGAAAACAUUUACUAUCUUCAGUCUGCUACACUGCAACCUCAGUGAGAUAAGACUUGUAGCUUCAACUUGUUUUACUGCAACUUCAGGGAAAUAGGAUUUGUGGCUUAAAUUUGCUUCCUUACUCUUGAAGAUAAGAUUUGUCGUCAUUGAUCUGCUCUGCUACUGCUUAGGGAGACAAGAUCUGUAAUUUCCAACUUAUUCCACUGCUGACCAGGGAAAUAGGACUUGUGGCUUAAAUCUGCUUCAUUACUCUUGAAGAUAAGAUUUGCCGUCUUCGAUCUGCUCCGUUACUACUUAGGGAGACAAGAUCUGUAAUUUCCAACCUACUCCACUGCUGACCAGGGAGAUAGGAUUUGUGGCUUAAAUCUGCUUCCUUACUCUUGAAGAUAAGAUUUUCCAUCUUCGAUCUGCUCCGCUACUACUUAAGGAGACAAGAUCUGUAAUUUCCAACCUACUCCACUACUGACCAGGGAGAUAGGAUUUGUAACUUCGAUCUGCUUCGCCGUUAAUGCAGGAAGGCAAGAUCUGUUGUCUUCAACCAGCUCCGUUACAACCGAGAGGCAAGGUUUAUGUCUUCGAUCUGCUUCGCUGUCAAUACAGGAAGGCAAGAUUUGUUGUCUUCAACCAGCUCCGCUACAACCGAGAGAGGCAAGGUUUGUGUUUUCGAUCUGCUUUGCUAUCAAUGUAGGAAGGCAAGAUCUGUUGUCUUCAACCAGCUCCGCUACAACCGAGAGAGACAAGGUUUGUAUCUUCGAUCUGCUUCGCUGUCAAUGCAGGAAGGCAAGAUCUGUUGUCUUCAACCAGCUCCGCUACAACCGAGAGAGGCAAGGUUUGUGUCUUCGAUCUGCUUCGCUGUCAAUGCAGGAAAGCAAGAUCUGUUGUCUUCAACCAGCUCCGCUACAACCGAGAGAGGUAAGGUUUGUGUCUUCGAUCUGCUUCACUGUCAAUGUAGGAAGGCAAGAUCUGUUGUCUUCAACCAGCUCCGCUACAACCGAGAGAGGAAAGGUUUGUGUCUUCGAUCUGCUUCGCUGUCAAUGCAGGAAGGCAAGAUUUGUUGUCUUCAACCAGCUCCGAUACAACUGAGAGAAGUAAGGUUUCUGUCUUCGAUCUGCUUCGCUGUCAAUGCAGGAAGACAAGAUCUGUUGUCUUCAACCAGCUCUGCUACAACCGAGAGAGGCAAGGUUUGUGUCUUUGAUCUGCUUCGCUGUCAAUGCAGGAAGGCAAGAUCUGUUGUCUUCAACCAACUCCGCUACAACCGAGACAGGCAAGGUUUGUGGGUUCGAUCUGUUUCGUUGUCAAUGCAGGAAGGCAAGAUUUGUUGUCUUCAACCAGCUCCGCUACAACCGAGAGAGGCAAGGUUUGUGUCUUCGAUCUACUUCGCUGUCAAUGCAGGAAGGCAAGAUCUAUUGUCUUCAACCAGCUUCACUACAACCGAGGGAGGCAAGGCUUGUGUCUUCGAUCCGCUUCGCUGUCGAUUCAGGAAGACAAGAUCUGUUGUCAUCAACCAGCUCCACUACAACCGAGAGAGGCAAGUUUUGUGUCUUCGAUUCGUUUCGAUGUCGAUUCAAGAAGGCAAGAUCUGUUGUCAUCAACCAGCUCCACUACAACCGAGAGAGGUAAGGUUUGUGUCUUUGAUCUGCUUCGCUGUCAAUGCAGGAAGGCAAGAUCUGUUGUCUUCAACCAGCUCCGCUACAACCGAGAGAGGUAAGGUUUGUGUCUUCGAUCUGCUUUGCUGUCAAUGCAGGAAGGCAAGAUUUGUUGUCUUCAACCAGCUCCGCUACAACCGAGAGAGGCAAGGUUUGUGUCUUCGAUCUGCUUCGCUGUCAAUGCAGGAAGGCAAGAUCUGUUAUCUUCAACCAGCUCCGCUACAACCGAGAGAGGCAAGGUUUGUGUCUUCGAUCUGCUUCGCUGUCAAUGCAGGAAGGCAAGAUCUGUUGUCUUCAACCAGCUCCGCUACAACCGAAAGAGACAAGGUAUUUGACGUUUGAUGGAGUAGGUGAGGGAGUUGGUGGCGCGGCGUCAGAGGCAAUGCUAGCACGGUAGAGGCUAGGGCGGCGACAGAGGCUAGGGUUAGAGGCUAGGGUUUCUUUGUUUCUUUCUUUUUUUUUGUUUUUGGGUUUGGGCUAGGUUUUUCUUUAUUUGGGCUUGUUUUUAAUUUGGGUUAUUGGGUCUGCUGUUUGGGGUUUGGGUAUUGGGUAGGUUUGGGCAUUUGGGCCUUGUAAUUGGGCCUGCCUAGGCCCAGGGCGAAAUUGGGCUGUACAGCGUAAGUAGAAAAUCAUGAUCUUAAAUCAGUAGACUGUGAGACUCUUAAAAUCCCGUAAGUAAAUGAUCGUCAUCGUAAAUCAACAAUCCAUGAGAUUCAUAAAAUCCAAAAAAUAAAAUGUUGUAAUUGUAAAUCAACUAAAACUUUUAAGAAAGUUCAUUGUUUUUCUGAGUA
Gossypium raimondii (Peruvian cotton) is the source of this 3068-nucleotide messenger RNA. RefSeq lists its product as uncharacterized. The record is from RefSeq and is a predicted model, not a curated record. Lineage: Eukaryota; Viridiplantae; Streptophyta; Magnoliopsida; Malvales; Malvaceae. Bases 1201 to 2619 code for a protein of 472 amino acids. The transcript is spliced from 3 exons.